This is a messenger RNA of Diutina rugosa, 3129 nucleotides long. Its product is annotated as DNA-binding protein. NCBI's taxonomy places the organism in Eukaryota, Fungi, Ascomycota, Pichiomycetes, Serinales, Debaryomycetaceae. Bases 1 to 3129 code for a protein of 1042 amino acids. The transcript has a single exon. The record is from RefSeq and is a predicted model, not a curated record.
AUGACUACGACUCGAUACACUCGAAGCCGUACCAGGAGGGAACCCUAUGAUGUACUGGGUCUGUCCCCACUCAAGCAUGUGACAGAUCCACCCGAUCUCGUUCGAGAAGUUUGUUCGUCACCCAUCAGAGAAGAUUCAAAUGACUCCAAGAGGAAAGCUGUCACGUUUUCUAAAAAGUUGACCACUCCAAUGAAAUACAAUAAUAUUGGAGAGUCGCGGAAAGUAGAUUUGCUGCAACCGAAACUGAUCCUUAAGUCGAUCACUACUGAGCUGCCUCCACUGCUAAUAUCUUCAAAAAAUUAUGGUGAUCUGAAUUUCUGGAGCCCUGGUUUGGUGGUGGAGCUUCCUGCUCAGUCCAAAACUGAAGUACAGUUGCUUUUUGAUGGCGCUAUUCGAGUUCUCCGACAACCUCAAUUUGAUCGGCGUUUUGAGGUGUACGCCAGCUUGGCUACAGUGUUGAAGCACAAUGUUACUCCAGAUCUUGUGAGAUACCUAACGAAAGAAUCAACAAGCUUUAAGGGAACCCCACUCACGCUUAUUACGCUGUUGAUACGAAGCGACAUCACGAUGCUUGCGCAGGAGUGCUGGGGUCGAGAUGAUGUCUCCACUCGUAACGACCCUUUUCAGAUUCGUACGAUGAGCCAAGCCCUUCGGCUUAUAACAACGUUUAUGUCAGACGAGUUCCUCAAUUGCUUUUUGGCGCUUGAUGAUGUUAGGUGGUUUUAUCGGCAAGCGGCGACUCUCUUGACGAGACCACUGGUUUCUAAGGCCUUGACGUUACCCUUGCUUCAACUCUUGAAGGAUUGUAAGUUUCCUCGUUCACUACGGCGCAAUAUUUUUGAUAACAAUGAAAUUAUUGAAUUGAUGCUUAUGGCGCUCAUAAACAUGCAAUGUUUUUCGAGUUCGACAAUCUUAAGCGAACGAGUGAUAGCGUUCUACAAUUACUGUAUCAUGUUUGCUCCGAUCAUGGCGAAGAAUGCGGUGCAUUGGGUGGGUCCGCUUGUGCUCAGCAUCAUCACAACUGCAGCCCAAGUACCGAAAAGUGCCAAUGUUGUGGUACAAACUUUUACGGAAAUUUGCAAGGUGGGUGAAAAGCAUUCCGAUAUCAUUCGAGCGCUUCGAGAUUUUCUCAAUCAAGAGUUGAAUGCGGAAACUGCUGAGCUCGUUGUCCAGCUGAAACUCACUAACGAAGCCAUUGAAGUGGAAGGCCAAUGCGGUGAAGAUAUAGUGUUGCAAGGUCUAGAACGGCUAAUUGAGCUUGAUAGAGCGAAACCGGCGCUAGAUCUAUGGGUUUUGUUAACUCUAUGUCUGAAUAAACUGCUGCCUAAAUGGCGACUGAUACCACACAUUGCAUAUCAAAAGGACGUCACAUGGGAAUCCCUAAGAUCUUGGAGAGUGUAUGUUUACCUUCUUGGCGAGAAAGAAGGAUGGAACGCAGAUAUCGUUCCCAGAAAACUCUUGGAUCUAGCUGAUAUAGUGCGCGGUCCUUUACAUUGGCAACCCACACCAGAUUUGAUUUAUAUGAAUUCCAUGGUCAUGGAUACAAUUUAUCACACAAUUCACAAAUGUAUCGCGCUCAUGACUAUCAAAUCACUACGUGGCUAUUGGGACACCGUGAUAGCUCCCAUGAUGACUGAUACAUUUUUUAAGCUGAAUGAGCAGACAGCUCUUCACGGAUAUCGCAUAUUAGCACAUUUGACUCUGACGGCACCGAUCGUACCCUACUCGCAAGAAAGAAUAUACUCAGAAGAACCGAUUCAGAUACAUGAGAUCAACUGCUUACCACGACUUUGGAUAGCAAAGCAUGCCAAAAGCGUGGCCCCUUUGAUUUCACAAGCAUUACUAUCAUUAAAAGAUUCAGCGAGAGGGUUGCAUCUCGGAUCACAAUAUUUACAAUCAAUUUCCGGAAUGACAACUGCCGACGAAAUUCUUUUCAUUUGCGAGCUGGCGACAGUUAUUAAUAACAUUUUGGACAUCUGUGACAGCCCACCCAAGUUUAUUGAGAUGCUUUUUCAGCAAUUUUCACCUGAAGCGAUUUUGAGUAGCGCUGUUUUUGAUAAACUUUUCGUCACGGAAACGUUGAUUCAUGGGGUAUUUUCAAAAAUCCACGCAUGUGGCGUUUCUCGAGAAAUCGCUUUCUCGUUCUUACAGCGCAUAGCUGAGCAUCACACCCAUGCUUGGGAUGUAUUUCUUGAUUUGGCGAUGGACGAGCCUAUAAUCACCAAUCUUGAGUUAUACGAGAUGCUUAUUCCUUUCAUCACAUCAUGCAAAACGUUUGCGAAGUUCAUUGAUUGGCUUCUGGAACAAAUGCUCGAUACCACAAUCAUGAAUCCAAUACAUUGGCCGGAACAAAUCAUUAAUCACGAGUAUUUCUCCAUGUUGGCACCUUAUAUUUUAGGGCGUUUGAAGGAUCCCUCGAAAGCCAGCCUGACUCUUGAUUUCAUAAAUGAAUAUCCCAACUCGCUACUUCCGGUUGUUAAAGAAAUCUAUCACAUCGGCACGCUGAUUUUGGAUGACUCAUUGAAGGACAAAUUUCGUCAUUCUUGGAAGUUGAUUCUCAAUCACAAAGCUAAUGUGGUGGCAAACUCGGGUUCCGAGUACGAUUGUCACAUGCUCGAUGAUCUUCUCUGUAAGUCUGAAAGCGAGACUGGCGUCGUUCUCCAACUUGCGAAAGACGUUUUGGCACGGUUUCCGAUGUAUACAUUCGCUCGUAUGGAGCCUGAUGAAGUCGCAAUAGACGACAGCGAGAGCAAAUUUCUGACCGAGGACGAGGGUUUUGAAGCUAUCCUGGCAAACACGCCUACAGAGUCAUUCUCCAGUGAGGGACGUGUGACUCGUAGUAAGUCUAGGAAAGUAAAGGGAACCACUGAGUCUACAAAGAAAAAGCGUAAAGCCGAGCGCCGGCUGAAGCGAACAUCCACUGAAUCGAGAGAACCUUAUCGCGACAGCUUCAUCGAGUCAAACACAAGCGAGGACAGGGCUACAAAACGACAGAAGGUGGCCAAUUUCAAGCGGUUGUAUGAAGUCCUUUCAACGUGGAGUCAAGAGGAUUCCCAACAAUUGACCUCCGAGCAAAAGAGUGUGUUGGAAAAGAUGGCAUUAGAGUUUAUGCUUUCUCUUAAAAAGUAG